UGGACGUUUCUGGCUCGCCUGCGCGUCACAAUUCCGCCAUGCUCGUGCCGAGCUGGCCCCGAGGGGCGGCUGCCUCCGUCUCCGCUUCGGUGGCAAGCCCUUUGCGGGGGUCGAGGCUGAAGCGGCAGCCGAGGCGAUGGACAGGUGCCACUCACCUGCCGCUGGCCGCGGUGGUCCCAUGUCUUUGCGUUCAGCGGGCGAGGCGCAGCGGCUCCAAGGUGUCAAAACGCUGUUCCGCGGCCGUGGCGGCGAAGCCGGUGGAGCAAGCCAAGGAGGUGGCCCAGCGCAAGCUUUUGGCAGAGGAGCCAUGCCAAGAGGUGGAGGUCCUGGAGGUGAUCCAGCACCCCCGGAAGCCGGAGCUGGCGCUGGUGGAGGUGACGGACCCGGACUUUCCCGAGGGCCCACCUCUGCCAGUGGCGGCGGAGGCGGAGAGGUGGAAGGUGGGGGACAAGGCGGCGCUGAUGCAGGUGGGCAGCCAGGUGCCAAAGGCCGCGCCGGUGCAGGGCCUGCUGCGGCAACUGGCUGGGGCGGCGCUGGCGCGCAGCCGCGGGGCCAUGGAGGGCCCGUUGGACCUGGCGAAGCUGCCCUCGGUGGGGCUGUUGUUCCCCGUGGGGGCGUGUGAGGAGCCACAGCCCUUGGAGGCCUUUCAAUCCCGUGUGGCGCUGGAGGUUCGGGGCCCGAACCCGCCUCGACACGUCGGGUACGUCGUGAGAUAA
Molecule: messenger RNA, 716 nt
Organism: Effrenium voratum
Lineage: Eukaryota; Dinophyceae; Suessiales; Symbiodiniaceae
Source: the annotation of a GenBank genome assembly